Messenger RNA from Amphibalanus amphitrite, 2976 nucleotides. Its product is annotated as dipeptidase 1-like. Gene Ontology annotation, biological process: proteolysis. The record is from RefSeq and is a predicted model, not a curated record. Bases 47 to 1342 code for a protein of 431 amino acids. NCBI's taxonomy places the organism in Eukaryota, Metazoa, Arthropoda, Thecostraca, Balanomorpha, Balanidae. Gene Ontology annotation, molecular function: metallodipeptidase activity. The transcript is spliced from 10 exons.
CCGGCAGGAAGCCGAGUACCAGCACUGGUGUGUCGUCUGCGUGGUGAUGGUGCUCGCCGCCGCCACCAGUGUCGGUGUUGGUGUACCGCUGGCGCUACAGGCGCGACGCAGCGCCAGCCUGGCGCAACGCCUCGAGCUGGUGACGUCACUGCUGCAACAGGUGCCGCUCAUAGACGGGCAUAACGACUUCCCGUGGAACCUGCGAAACUUUGUCCACAACGAGGUGGAGGAUUUUGACUUUGCGGCGGAUCUGCGUCAGGUGGCGCCGUGGAACAGCAGUCGAUGGUCACACACCGACCUGCCCCGGCUGAGGAGGGGGAUGGUCGGAGCACAGUUCUGGGCGGCGUACGUGCCCUGCGAGAGUCAGUGGAUGGACGCUGUACCGAUGAGCGUCGAACAGAUAGACGUGGUGAGACGACUGGUGGAAAAGUAUCCGCAGUAUCUCAGCCUAGCCACCAGCGUACAGGAGAUCGAGGAAUCACACAGUCGCGGUCGGAUCGCCAGUCUACUGGGAGUGGAGGGAGGUCACUCUCUGGGUGCCCGGCUGGCGGUGCUGCGGACCUUCUACCAGUCCGGGGUGCGGUAUCUGACGCUGACACACACCUGUGACACACCCUGGGCUACAUCAGCCUCCACAGAAACGGAGGAGCAAAAUGCGGGAAAAGGCCUGAAUGAUUUUGGAAGGGCGGUGGUUCUGGAGAUGAAUCGUCUGGGGAUGAUUGUCGACCUGAGUCACACCAGUCGCCAGACGACCCUGGACGCGCUGGAGGUGUCUCGCGCGCCCGUCAUCUUUUCACACUCGUCUGCGAGGGCGCUCUGCAAUACCACUCGCAACGUGCCCGACGAUGUACUCCGUCUGGUGGCCAGCCGCGGCGGUCUGGUGAUGGUGAACUUCUACUCGGAGUUUAUCGGCUGCGGACCAAACGCGACCCUGGUCAAUGUCAUAGAACACCUGAACUACAUCAGGGAGGUGGCGGGUAUCGACCAUGUCGGCCUCGGUGCCGGCUAUGACGGCAUCAACUGGACACCUGAGGGCCUGGAGGAUGUGUCCAAGUACCCGUAUCUGUUUGCUGAGCUGCUGUCCGACUCGACCUGGACGGAGGAAGACCUCAAGAAACUCGCCGGGCAGAAUUUCCUGAGGGUAUUCAGGAGCGUCGAGGAGGUGAGCCGUGAGCUGAGCAGUCGUCAGGCCACUCCCCGGGAGGACCGGAUCGACCCUCGUCAGUUGCUGUACACCAGCGCCGCCCGCUGCAGCUGGGAGCUGUCCGAGGCUCUCAGCCGACAGCAGCAGCUGCAGCUGCCGCAGCCAGAGGGGGAACCGGGGGAACAGGGGGAGUUGUGACAGCCGCCCGGCGAGCCAGCGUGUCUGACGGGGGAACAGGGAGGGAGAGAGGAGGGAACGGGGAGGGAAUGGGAGGGAAUCGAGAGGGAACGGGGAGGGAACGGUCUCUAGGGGAACGAAGACCGGCUGUGACCGACAGGGGUGGCGGAGUUGUGUCGACUGAUUGUUUCGACUGAUUGUUGAAACAAUUAUCUGUCGACUGAUCUGUCGACUGAUUAUUGUUCAGAUUGUACUGGAAUUGAGAAUGAAAGGGGUACAUCAGACAUGCUGAGGCUCAGUUCAAUGAUGCCAUCUUUUCUGGCGAGAAAGAUGGUUAGAGUGGGAGAAAGAGGAGGGCUAGAGGAGACCGCGGGAGAAUGUAGGUAUGUCUGUGUGCCUAUGCGUGAGUGUGACUGUGUGUGCACUUGUGCCAUAACUCAUGUGUCGUUUGCCAAGGUAGUCUUGGAAAACGUUUGAUUGUUCCGAAACUAUGGCUGUUGAUCGGUGGUCGUAACUGUUUCAUUAUUGUUACUCGAUUGGUGUCAAAUAGCUUAAGAGUUUGUAAAAAAUAUGUAGCUUAUUUCGCUGCGUUAUAUCAUUUUUUACGACCAGCCGAUGCCGAAUAAUCCAAGCACAUGCACACUGCACAGCUGUGCCCAGUACCCAAUGCCCAUAUCAUGCACACGUGUAAAAUAACACAUUGCAAGUGCACAAUAGGCAAUAUGUAUUAUGUACACAGUUACACACUAUUCGCAUAUUGCAACAAUUCAUUUUUAGCAUCGGCCGCAAUUCUUUUAAGGGUCCCUUUCACCAAUUUAGCUCAUUUUAAGACUGUUUGCUUGCACAUUCAUAUAUUCAGAAACUGGUAAUUUACAACAUGACAAGGAUUGCGGCCUUUUAAAUUGUCAUUCUCUGAGACGAAGCUAAGCUGAAACUUAUCCCAGAACGCAUUUUACCAUUCUGCAUAAUUUAACACCAGCCGCCUGAAACGUCGCGUCGAACCUAUCGGAAAGUUUCAGUGCACCAGAACUUGCCUCUGAAGGGUCCAACUCACCAGUCUUGUUUGAUGUGUAAUCUGGGCGCUUAAAGUUCCAUUCCUCAGUAAAUCCGGUCAGUUUUAGUUCUAAAGCCGUCUGUUUCCAGCUCCUUGCUAGCUGAGUGACCGAUUGAUUUCGAGCAAUCAGGCUAAAUCUGCCCGAAUUUUUUGCAUAUAUGACAGAUGUUCUUAUUUACGAUUGAAAAAUGAAAACUUUUUUUUUGAAAGGGGAGUAGACAAUACAAAAGAUUUCAGUAGAAAUGAACGACAAUUAUGAGGUUCUCUGUGGGACGCAGUUAUGAAUAUAUUUUAUAUGAAAGAUUAUUCCAGAAGAAGCAGAACACACCCUUGUACAAAGUCCUCAAAUGUAGCGUGAUGUAGUGACAGAACACGACAGUUUGUUCUUAAAUCGGUGUGUUGUCUCAGAAAUAUUAAAGACUUUGGUGAAAAUCAGGUUAUGUAUAAUUAAUUGUAAAUACUAUACGUAUGCGUUUUAGGCCCUGAUCACGUCUUUCAGCCGUUUCCUGCAUAUGGCUGAUUGUCCGGCAAGCUUAUGACUGUUCGACAUUUGUACUAUUUUUAUAAUGAAGGGAAAUAAAUAUUAAACGUUGUUUCGCUU